Rosa chinensis is the source of this 870-nucleotide messenger RNA. RefSeq names its product putative disease resistance RPP13-like protein 1. The transcript has a single exon. NCBI's taxonomy places the organism in Eukaryota, Viridiplantae, Streptophyta, Magnoliopsida, Rosales, Rosaceae. The coding region runs from base 1 to 870 and encodes 289 amino acids. The record is from RefSeq and is a predicted model, not a curated record.
AUGGGAAAGUUGAUUAACUUGAAGCAUCUAUAUGUUUGGGGUUGUUGGAGGCUGAGGUACUUACCGAAAGGGAUUGGGAGUUUGAAAAGUCUGCAAGUACUAGACAGGCCGUUUUAUGUAUGUGAGGGUGAUGAUGAAGCAUUGAAAUUAGGAGAUCUCGGAAUCAUGGACCAGCUUCAGGGGAGCCUUGAGAUACAAUAUUUGGGGAAAGAUGAUGCGAGUGAGAUUGAGAAAGCACAGUUGGGGAAUAAGGAGCACCUCUCUCAUUUGAGAGUAUUUUUCAAGGAUGAAUAUGGAGAGCAGAGAAAAGGCGAUGAAGAAAUAGUGAAAGCAUUGCAGCCACAUCAAAAUUUGGAAUCUCUUUUGAUUUGGUAUUGCCAAAUUGGCACCACCGAGUCUCUCUAUUGGAUCAAGUCUUUACACAAUUUGAGAAGAGUUGAGCUCUAUGGCUGGAAAUUUUGUGAAGUUUUGCCUCCUCUUGGAAAAUUGCCAUCGCUUGAAAUUCUGGAGAUAAGGUUCAUGGAGAAAGUGAGAAAGGUGGGAGUUGAAUUUCUGGGAAUAGAAGAAGAAGAAGAACAAGUCUCAAGCAUUCUAUUCCCCAAAUUGAAACAACUUACGUUCAGGUCGUUGUACAACUGGGAAGAGUGGGCCUUUGUUUCUGAAAUCACAAUAAUGCCACGCCUUUCUGAGUUGCGACUUGCGUGGUGCCCAAAGCUAAAAGCACUGCCAGACUUGCGCUACAAGAUAACAGCACUGCGUACUUUGGAGAUCCGGUGUUGUCCAAUUCUGGAAGGAGAAUACAAAAAAGGCGUGGGGAAGGAGUGGCACAACAUUUCUCACAUCCCAAACGUCUCAAUUACUCCAUUGUAG